AUGCCUGAAAUGAUCAAAUCGCCCAGCGACAUCAAAACUGCACCUUUUGAUCCGCGCUUCCCAAACCAGAAUCAGACAAGGCACUGCUACCAGAGCUACCUGGACUUCCACCGGUGCCAGAAGGUCCGCGGUGAGAACUACGAACCCUGCAACUACUUCAUGCGCGUGUACAAAUCACUCUGCCCCAAUGAAUGGGUUGAUAAAUGGGACACCCAAAGAUCCGAGGGCACCUUCCCCGGCAGGAUCUAG
Messenger RNA from Danaus chrysippus (African queen), 249 nucleotides. Lineage: Eukaryota; Metazoa; Arthropoda; Insecta; Lepidoptera; Nymphalidae. The record is from the annotation of a GenBank genome assembly.